Messenger RNA from Arabidopsis lyrata subsp. lyrata, 2084 nucleotides. RefSeq names its product RNA-binding protein 24-A. Gene Ontology annotation, molecular function: RNA binding. The record is from RefSeq and is a predicted model, not a curated record. Lineage: Eukaryota; Viridiplantae; Streptophyta; Magnoliopsida; Brassicales; Brassicaceae. The transcript is spliced from 6 exons. Bases 159 to 908 code for a protein of 249 amino acids.
UCCCCAACUUCUCUCUUUUUUUUUUUGUUUCCCUGACUUUUCCUUGAAUCCUCUUCCCUCCUUCUCUUCUCUCUCUCGUCUCUCAACUACCGUUUCUCUGCUUCUUCUGUUCCCAAAAUCGGAAACUUUAGUUGGUUGAAUUUUCCUUUGUUUCUGAAAUGGAAGACACAACAUUUACCAAAGUGUUCGUUGGAGGAUUAGCUUGGGAAACACACAAAAUCUCUCUCAGGAAUUACUUUGAACAGUUUGGGGACAUUGUUGAAGCUGUCGUUAUCACUGAUAAAUCUAGUGGUAGAUCUAAAGGCUACGGCUUUGUUACUUUUUGUGAUCCGGAAGCAGCUCAAAAAGCUUGUGUAGAUCCAGCUCCUGUUAUUGAUGGCAGAAGAGCUAAUUGUAAUCUUGCUGCUUUUGGUGUUCAGAGAUCCAAACCUUCUUCUCCUAUUCAUGGACAUGCAGGAGGAAGAGGCGGUAUGAAGGUGACUAGCCCAUUCAAGACACACUUUGGGGCCGCGGCUGCUGCUAUUCCUUCCCCACUUCCAUUCUCCCACUACACACUUCCUUACACUAAUCCUUUUGGGUUCUCUUCAUACUCAAUGGACUACAAUUACCCCACGAGCUACUACAAUGUUUAUGGUGGGGCAACUGCUCAGCAUCCAAUGUAUGGUAGCGGACCAAUGACUGGUGUAGCAGCAGCAACAGCAGCAGGGUUCUACCCAUAUCUCCAGUUUGCUGAAGGAAAUGGACCUAUCACUGGUUAUGCUCCUCUUCAUUACCCCAACCACAUGUUUCAUUAUUCUGCUCUUGCCUCGGCUACCGGGGGAAACUACCCGCAUCACAAUGGUUCACCAGUGUCUCUUGCACCUUCCCCAGUCAUACCAUCAGUUUGCUUUGCAGUUCCACAGGCUUGACCAUGAAGGCUCAUGGUUCAACUCUUGAUUCCAUGAUGCUAUGUAGGGGACCAAUUCACUUAAAUCCUUAAGGCAAGCUUUGUUUACUCCUUUCAACCACAUGCCUCUGAAGUUCCACAAGACCUGUGGCCUAACCAUGGUUGCCCUUUUCCCUUUAUGCUUCUAACCCAUUAGACAAAGAGCCCAGAAUUUGGAGUUUGGGAGUCUUUGCAAGUUCUAGUUAAGUCUCACAUAGGGCUUUAACUUGGACCAUCUUCAUACACAUUACUCAUCUUUUCAUUUUAUUCAUUGCAUUAUGUGCUUUCUGAACGAAGGUUUCGUUCAAGAUAGCCUGUUCGAGCUGUAGAAGUAAAAGAGUUACCGUUGUCUUGCACAGUGCCCGAGAAAGGCAAGCAAUUUUGUAGAAAAACUUAAAAAGCUUAGGAUAGGCUGAUCAACAAGAAAGGAAAUAAGGAUUUCCCGGGAAAGGCACAAGAAGUGAAAUGCCACCACCUGGAAGUGUUUGAAGUAGUGUGUGCAAUGGUGUACCCACUACUUCGCGCUAUAUCCAUUUUAAUGUGCAGUCUUAGGAUUAUUAGAUCUAGGACCAUGUUGUUACACAUUGUCUUAUCGUAGAACGCUAGAACAUAAACUUCUUUUUAGGAUAAAGGAAGUAACGGUGUUUGCUAACCCAUGUAUAUUCUCGGUGGCUAAGCUUUGGAGUUAUAGCCACAGUUGAGCUAACUUUAGAUUAAGAUCAUUUUACGAUUCAAAAAUUUAGAUUGCUCAUCAUAUCUUGAACCAACCCCACUAAUGGAUUGUGGGGUCUUUGCAUUUGCAUGUUUUUGCCUCUUGGGAGAUAUUUUGGUUCCCAUUUAGGUUCUUCUCAUAACAUCAACCAAACCAGUUGACCAACCAUGGUUAGGAUUUCAGGUGAGAGGUAUUCAUCACCUCUUUAUCUCUCUUUUACUCUUUCCUCUGUUUCUUCAAGGACUAAAAACUCUCUUUUAUGUAUUUGUUGUUAUCUUGUAAGCUGUGUGUUUCUGAUUCUAUGUAAGAAAACAAAACCUUUCAUUUUCCAUCCGCGGUGGUUGGAAAAUGAAACUGUGAUUGCAAUAUUUUACUUUGAUCUGAUAUAUCCUCUUGUGUAUGAUUUAUGACAAUGUCUCCUACUAUAUGAAUCCCGAAUAUUCAUUA